GUAGUUCUGCACUGAUCGCAGUCCCAAAUGCAGGGACUUCAGCCCAAAACGCCACAGUCCUUACUGGCGUUCAGUACAGCGGUCCCAUGGUGGACAAGCGGGCGGCCACGCUGCCGUCCAAGUACGACGGGAAGGCUGACAUCACCUCUUGGAUUAGUUCCAUGCGGUCAUACUUCGAGGUCAUGCGGACACCGCAAGAGGACCGAAGUAUGAUCAUGGGAACUAAUACCGAGCCUGCCAUACGAAACCACAUUGAGCUCCAAGUUGUUGCUGCAGGCUAUGCACGCAUAGUCCUGACUGAUUGGCUGAAGGUCACCCCUGUUCGCACCCUUGAGGAUCUUCUCCUUGACCGGUAUCAGGAUAAACAUGUUGUGCUUAAGGCUAGACUGAAGCUUGAGGCCCUCAAGGGCCAAACAUGGAGGUCAUCCAUGCAGGCUUUGGAACAGCACCUGACUGGUCUAUUCACCACUCCGGAUCUAGGAAUGACUGACGUGUCUUGCAUGGAUGUAGUCAUGGGAGUGGCCCCUAAAGAAUACCUCUCCCUGCUAGCACUCAAGGACCAUACUACCUGGCGAGAGCUCAUGAAGGACCUAGUCGACCUAGAGGCCAAGGACCUCGCCAGGCGCAAGAAGGCGCCCGCUGCAGGUGGGAAACCACAACGCAAGCGGUUUGGAGGCAGCAACCAGCUUGCACUGCAUGAUCAUCGGGAGGUUGACGAUCAGUCCUAUGCGGAUGAUCUGCCUCUAGAUGACGAUCUAGAGCCGGACUCCGAUACGGGCUGAUUGCUAUCGUCUUCAGGGAAACAGGCAAGGGGCGUAGAGGAGACAUUGGCACUCUCUACAACAAGAGAAGCUGAGCAGUCAGUUCAAGGCCCCUCCGAGAAGCCUGGAUCUGAUCAGCAGCGUGCUCUUGAAGCCCAAACUAACGCUGAUUCCAAGGUUGAGACAGUCCAAGUGUUAUACACUGAGCCUUGGAAGGAGUCUAAAGAGGUCGACCUCCACGCCCACAUGGAGCAUUGGCUGCAGCUCAAGCAGCAACGCCGUGUCCAAGGGAGGGUGGAGCUGACUUUCUUUAAACUGCUCAUUAACCGCCGAUACAUCCGCGUGAUGAUUGACAGUGGUUCGACCACUAACUUCUUCUCUCCGAACGGGAUUCGUAAGGCGGGUCUGGGUAUGAAGCAAGUGGAACUGCAGAACCCUUGUCGGACUCAGGUGGGCAACCAAGAGGUUGUCACUUCCACUCAUGCUGUCAAAGGUGUGCGCAUCACCUUUGACAAAGACCGCACUGUCACACAUGAGCUGAAUUUCUAUGUCUUGGACAAGUGUCCUUUCAACGCGGUCAUUGGCUUGGGCUGGCUAAAGGCUCAUUGCCUAAGGACCACGUGGGCGGACAAUCAGUUCGUGGUACAUGAUGCCAAGGGGAACGAGCGUACCGUCUUACUAGAUGAGACGCGCGAGUCCCCCGUGACUCUUCUAAGUGCUAACAAAUUCUGCACGUCAGUGCGCAGGCGCAAGGAAGCUGGGUUUGUACAUAAAGCUCUUGUAAAGCCUUUCCAUGUGCCUUCUACUUUUGCUGCAUUUUCUACCUCUGAAUGUAACUCUACCUCUACUACUACUUUUGUUCCACCUACUUCUGCUGUAAAUGAUCGAUCUAGUGCGGAACCAAAUAUUUCGAAACCGGUUGUAAUUGCUGUAAAUUCCCAAUCUGAUUUUGUCUCCCCUGAUGAGGAUGAUCCUCCACCAGAAAUCCCAGCGAACAUUCGCCAUCUGUUAGAUUGAUUUCCUGAGGUAUUGGCUGAACCCCGCG
Molecule: messenger RNA, 1806 nt
Organism: Chara braunii
Lineage: Eukaryota; Viridiplantae; Streptophyta; Charophyceae; Charales; Characeae
Source: the annotation of a GenBank genome assembly